Messenger RNA from Brienomyrus brachyistius, 5554 nucleotides. RefSeq names its product lysine-specific demethylase 6A-like. Lineage: Eukaryota; Metazoa; Chordata; Actinopteri; Osteoglossiformes; Mormyridae. Gene Ontology annotation, cellular component: MLL3/4 complex. Gene Ontology annotation, biological process: heart development; regulation of gene expression. Bases 556 to 4662 code for a protein of 1368 amino acids. The transcript is spliced from 29 exons. The record is from RefSeq and is a predicted model, not a curated record. Gene Ontology annotation, molecular function: protein binding; RNA polymerase II cis-regulatory region sequence-specific DNA binding; chromatin DNA binding.
AACAUCAGUUUAAACUUAAAAGGUUACUGAAAUUGUUAUUCACAUUUGGUACUGCUAAUGUGUUUGCCCUGUUGCACACAGGCUGAUGUUAAGGGACUGACAUGCACAGGUUUGUCAUGGCACUGUCAGGAAUGAGUAAGUGUGUGCAGAGACACUUCAUGCACCACAAGUAACCACAACUGUGUGAUGUAAACUUUCAUUAAAUAUCUCUAUACCUCUUCUCUGGAUAGUUUCUAAAUAAAUUGAAUUACUUGCACCUUAUUUUAAAAUGGAAAAGAAAUUACACUAUUGGUACAACCUGCUUGAUCUGUUCCAUCGGGGUUUGGUUAGUUUACAUAGUUUACAUGUGCGCAUGCGUGAAUCAGUUACAUCAUUGACAUAAUGUCUGUGUUCUGUAUUCCGGCUCAGCGUUCACACUAAGUCAAAUUAAUUGGACUUUGGGGGUCAAACAUACAUGGGCACGGUAUGGAUCAGCUAGUAUGAGCGCACCUUCAAUGUCGUAACCCUGCUGAUGGCUUCCUGGUCACUUAGACAUUGACUGACAGACCAGACAAGAUGAAGACUUUCCACCAAGUUCAAACUGCGGGGGCUGUUCGCUGCUACGACUCCCUAAUUCUAAAAGCUGAAGGAAAAGUUGAACCAGAAUUGUUCUGCCAGCUAGGUCACUUCAACCUCUUGCUGGAGGAUUACCCAAAAGCAUUAUCUGCAUACCAGAGGUACUACAGUUUACAGUCUGACUACUGGAAGAAUGCUGCCUAUUUAUAUGGCCUUGGUAUGGUUUACUUCCAUUACAAUGCAUUUCAGUGGGCGAUUAAAGCAUUUCAGGAGGUGCUUUACAUCGAUCCCAGCUUCUCUCGAGCCAAGGAGAUCCACCUGCGGCUUGGACUGAUGUUCAAAGUCAACACAGACUAUGAGUCCAGCCUUAAGCAUUUUCAGCUGGCGUUAAUCGACUCGAAUCCCUGCACUUUGUCCAAAGCUGAAAUUGAGUUUCACAUUGCUCAUUUAUAUGAAAUUCAGAUGAAGUACCGCGCGGCUAAAGAGGCGUAUGAGCGUCUUCUUCAGACAGAGAAUCUCCCAGUACAGGUGAAGGCAGCAACGCUGCAGCAGUUAGGCUGGAUGCAUCACACUGUAGAUCAGCUAGGAGACAAAGCCAGUAAGGACAGCUAUGCUAUUCAGUGUCUGCAGAAGUCUUUGGAAGUGGAUCCUAAUUCUGGACAGUCUUGGUACUUCCUUGGCCGGUGCUACUCAAGUAUUGGGAAAGUUCAGGAUGCCUUCGUUUCCUACAGACAGUCCAUCGAUAAAUCGGAGGCCAGUGCGGAUACGUGGUGCUCAAUAGGCGUGCUGUACCAGCAGCAGAACCAGCCGAUGGAUGCCCUGCAGGCCUACAUCUGCGCGGUGCAGUUGGACCACGGGCACGCCGCUGCCUGGAUGGACCUGGGUACCCUGUACGAGUCAUGCAGCCAACCGCAGGACGCCAUCAAGUGUUACAUUAACGCCACGCGGAGCAAGUCCUGUAGUAAUGCCACCGCUCUGAUGGGCCGGAUAAAAUGCCUGCAGGCUCAGUUGUGUAACCUCCAACAAAGUAGUCUGCAGAGUAACAGUAAAAUACUUCCCAGUAUAGAGGAGGCAUGGAGCUUACCAAUCCCAGCAGAGCUAACAUCCAGGCAGGGCGCCCUGAGCACGGCCCAGCAGGCCUGUAAACCUCAUCAGAAUAGCGAAGGGGUUCUGGGGCAGCCCCAUAUUCCAUCUCAGACAGCACCUCUGCACACGGGCCAAUCAAACCAGGCUGAUGAGCAGUGUAGCCCGGCCAAGAGGAAGAGAACACUGAGCCCAGCAAAGAGUUCACCCGAUUCCUGGGCCAACCAUCCAGUUCAACGGCAAGUCCCUGACUGGGGCUUAACCCCGCAGAAGCUCCAGCUCCUGGAACAGUUGCGGGCCAAUAGGACCAACCUGAAGCAUGUUCAGCUGCAGAUGCUGGAGCAGCUGGAAGCCCAGUUUGCAAUCAUGCAGCAGCAGCAGACAAAACAAAAUGCGUCUGGACAGGUGCGACCCGCUGUUCAUAAUGGACCCGCUGCCAACCCGCCACUGCCAGUGAAUGCCCUCUCCUCCGCUCAGCAGCCCCAUGUUGCUGUGUCCCGGACACCCUCCGCUUCCCAGCCUGUGGUCCGGCUCCCCUGCACUGCCUAUCCCUCGGCCAACGGGCCUUUCCCCACUAGCUCCGCUCUGGCGCAGGCUCACGCAGAUACUGUCUCAGUAGGCAAUAAUCACGUAACGGGAACGGGAAGCAAUGGAAAUGUGCCUUACCUGCAGCAAAACUCUACACUACCUCAUAACUGCACAAACCCAACCAGCAGCAGCAGCACGGAGGAGCAGCGGAAAAACCAACACCUAAACUCCACUCAGGGGCUUCAAAAAGGUCCAGGUUCGCAUUUGGCAGGUCCCAAUGGCGAACAGACUUUCUCUUCCACUGGGACUACCCAGCAUUCCCAGGCAGCUGGCGCUGGCUUUCUCAAUCAGGUCGGGCAUUCCACCAUGCCUGGCAGUUCAUUAGCACAGGGGGCUGCUCUCAAUCACAUGGCCCCCCUGCCUCCCACUGCUACCUCAGGUGGACAGCAAGGCAUUAUCUUAACCAAAGAGAGCAGGCCCUCGGGACCCAGUGUGGCAGCGGGGCCUGAUGAUGGCAAGCAUUCGGCAGGGACGCCAAACAGCACUGCCAUCAUGCAGGGACCCCCUAACCACACCCAGCAAGCCACGGCUGAUGCGGCCCCAAGCCCCUGCGAGGCCAAGUCACCGGGCAUGUUCAGUUCAGACAAUCCUCAGCUCUCUGCCAUGUUCGUGGGAAAAGCUGCGAAGAACGGGGUGGCCGCGUCCUGCGAGAGAGCCAAUACCGAGAACUCUGUGGCCUCUUCGCCCUGCUCGGCCAUGUCCACAGCCACCCCCUCCCCCAAGUCUGUGGAACAAACCACCGCUAACAGUGUUGCCAGCCUUAACAGCCCCCUGGCGGGCAUGGGACCCACGGUGAAUGGCAAAGGUUCGGAGGACUCCCAGAGCCCAAUGAAAGUAGAUCCAGCAGUGAUUAACCAUAAGCCCGCCCCUUUGCUGGCUCCUUCAUCCUCGGUGUCCAUCUACCCCAGCUCCUCUGACGUCCUAAAGGCAUGCAGGAACCUGGGCAAGAACGGUCUGUCAAACUGCAGCAUUUUAUUAGACAAAUGCCCCCCGCCACGGCUGCCGCCUCAACCAUUCCCCUCUCUGCCAAAGGACAAACUCAACCCCCCCACGCCUAGUAUUUAUCUGGAGAACAAGCGUGACGCCUUCUUUCCACCUUUACAUCAGUUCUGCACAAACCCAUCGAACCCAGUCACGGUGAUCCGUGGCCUUGCGGGGGCCCUCAAGCUGGAUCUGGGCCUGUUCUCCACCAAGACUUUGGUGGAGGCCAACCCAGAGCACAUGGUGGAGGUGCGUACGCAGCUGUUCCAGCCCACUGACGAGAACUGGGACGUGACCGGAAGCAGGAAGAUGUGGCGCUGCGAGAGCAGUCGCUCACACACCAGCAUCGCCAAAUAUGCCCAGUACCAGGCUUCGUCCUUCCAGGAAUCCUUACGGGAGGAAAAUGAGAAGAAAGGACAGAGAGACCAUUCGGACUCGGAAUCGAUGUCCUCUGAGAGUGUGAGCCGAAGAAGAAAAGGGCCCUUUAAACUCAUCAAGUUCGGGACGAACAUAGAUCUGUCCGAUGACAAAAAGUGGAAGCUGCAGCUGCAGGAACUGAGCAAGCUCCCAGCGUUCGCGCGGGUUGUAUCUGCGGGGAACCUUCUAAGCCACGUGGGCCACACAAUCCUGGGAAUGAACACGGUCCAGCUGUACAUGAAGGUUCCUGGGAGCCGGACCCCAGGUCACCAAGAAAACAACAACUUCUGUUCUGUUAACAUCAACAUUGGACCAGGAGAUUGCGAAUGGUUCGCCGUACCAGAGCCUUACUGGGGUGUCAUGAAUGAUUUCUGUGAAAAGAGUAACAUAAAUUUUCUCAUGGGCUCCUGGUGGCCCAACCUGGAGGACCUUUAUGAAGCCAAUGUCCCAGUGUAUCGUUUCAUCCAACGUCCAGGGGACAUGGUGUGGACCAACAUGGGCACAGUGCACUGGGUGCAGGCAAUCGGCUGGUGUAAUAAUAUCGCCUGGAAUGUCGGGCCACUCACAGCAUUCCAGUAUAAACUUGCAGUUGAGAGAUACGAGUGGAAUAAGCUGCAAAGUGUAAAAUCCAUCGUUCCCAUGAUUCACCUGUCCUGGAAUAUGGCCCGGAACAUCAAAGUCUCUGACCCUAAGCUCUUUGAGAUGAUAAAAUACUGCUUGCUGAGGACCCUAAAGCAAUGCCAGAUGUUAAAGGAGGCCCUGCUGGCGGCAGGAAAGGAGAUGGCGUGGCAUGGGAGGACUCGAGAUGAGCCAGCACACUACUGUAGCAUCUGUGAGGUGGAGGUCUUCAACCUGCUCUUUGUCACAAGUGAAAGUAACUCCCGCAAGACCUACGUGGUGCAUUGUCAGGAUUGUGCUCGGAAGGGCAGUGCUAACCUGGAGAACUUUGUGGUGCUAGAACAGUACAAAAUGGAGGAUCUGAUGAAAGUCUACGACCAGUUCACAUUAGCCCCUUCUUUGCCUUCAUCUUCAUCUUGACGUUUAGCGUUAUUGUUCUGUGGACAGUCGACAGGAAGUAAAUGAACUGUUUCUGAUAUUCAGGAAGUGACCCAGUUGUGUCUGGUUUCUGUAGCUAUCCCACAAGGCUGCUGGCUGAAAGCGGAGUGUCUAUGCAACCUGCCAUGUGCGGAGUGUCAACCUACGGGCUGCGAGUGACCGCUGCUCCUUCUCCAGGACUGUUUACAGCUGCCUCAGCUGUACUUACAUAGAAAAAGAAACAAAAGGAAAAAAAAAAAAAAGUUUUGUAUAUAUAUCACAACUGGCAACAUCACAAAGACUACUGACUUGACAACCUUUUUGUUCUUUUUUUUAUGGGCUGGUAUGAUCUACAAUCUCUUGCAUUUCCCCCUUUAAGUGAGUACUAGCUUAGCUGGUCUUUUCGUAGGUAGAAAUCUUAAGUCUGUUCUGGCAACAAAAUUCAAAAAGAAAAAAAAAAGUUACGUGAAAAGUUAGGUGAUAUAAUUUUUUUUUCCUUACAGCUUUUGGUUUCCUUGUAUCGUUAUUUUGAAUUAUUCCCCCCCGAGUUUCCUUGAAGAAGUAAUAGCCAAGUCACAAAGAAAAAUGGAUUGCACAUAGACUAAGGAAUAAACUUUAAUUUGUGAUUUUUGUUUCUAAUCUUGAUGUAAAUUUACACUAUUUAUAAAUACAUAUUUAUUGCUUGAAAAUAUUUGUGGAUGGAAUGCUGUUAUUUUUUUCCCAGAGUACCUGCCAUUAAAUUUUAAGGGGUUUUGUCAUUUUAAACACAACUCCUAUUACGUUUUCUAUAUCUAAAUAAAACUGCUUAGCAAGCGUUGUACAGAAACCUACAUUAAAAUUGUUUUAUUGUUUGAAGAAUGUUUUAUGAGUUAUUAAACCAAAAUGGGUAAUCUUU